Molecule: messenger RNA, 2280 nt
Organism: Anopheles coluzzii
Lineage: Eukaryota; Metazoa; Arthropoda; Insecta; Diptera; Culicidae
Product: cleft lip and palate transmembrane protein 1-like protein
Exons: 7
Coding region: 220-1899 (559 amino acids)
Cellular component (GO): endomembrane system; membrane
Source: RefSeq, a predicted model, not a curated record
UCGGAACGUAAACAAAGUCCGAGAUUUGUUGUCAAAAUCAUACCGGGAGAGGCCAACGCACACAUAAAAGAGGCUUCAUCCCAAGUUAAUUACAUUCCUUCUAAUCGAAAAUGUGUUGUGAUAAGAUGUAAUUUGUUCGUUUACCACUCCAGAGCAUCGAGAAGAUUUGUGUAUCCAACUGUAGCGCCGCCUCCCUUGAUAAAGAAAAGACGAUACACGAUGAAGCUAAUGUCCAUAUCGUCCGUGUGCGGCAUCAUUUUCCUGUGCUACAUUCUACAUUCCACGUACACACUUUACAUGCUGUUCCGGGCACCGGAAUGUACCGAUACGCCCUGCUACCGGUCCCAGCUGACGAAAGGCAAGUUCCUGCAGCUUUCGUUGUACACCUCCCCGUUGGCCAACCCACCGAAUGCGGCCAAGGUGGCAAAGCUCGGUACCAUCAAUCCGUUCGAUCCGUUUAUCGAGCUUGACCGAACCUUCACCAUCACUUUGCCGAAGGAGACACGUUCCAAUGGUACGCUCUAUCUGUUUGCCGUGCUGACGAAGGGUGCCAAAUCGCUCGACUGGGACUCGGUCCGCAGCCAGAGCACUUCGGUGAUCAAAAAGUUUGGCUUGACGCACUAUAUGGUACCCAGGACGGCCACGAUCAAUCUGCUCAACGAUAAGGGCACAGCAAAAAAGCCGGCCAGAUCCGUGAACCAAAAGCGCGUCGCACACAUACGCCAAAACGUGUUCAUACACAUCAUCACCGAACAGUUUUCCGUCUCGCCAAGGGAUGUACCAGCCGAGCUGGCCCGGGAUAUUCGCAUCACACCCGACAAGCUGGUGAUGCCCAUCAUACGGAAUGAUUUUUCAAAGGAAAAGCUGUCGGAUCUGGUGGAAAUCGAGCCGAAGGCAACGGAAGCAACCGUCACGAUCCACUACGCGCCCAGCUCGGUCGGCAAGAUCAAGAUGUUGGCCCAGAUCGAACGGGCCAUGUCGGAUCUAACGAAGCUAGGGUUCAGCGAGAAGGAUAUCGAUGAGGUGAAAUCGAUCUUCUCCGAUACGAAUGUGUAUCUGCUGUGUGGAACAAUCAUCAUUAGCAGCGUUCAUCUCCUGAUCGACUUCCUUUCGUUCAAAAACGAUAUCAUGUUCUGGAAGCGCAAACGGCACUACGCUGGCCUGUCGCUGCGAAGCACCCUGUGGCGCACGUUCAGCCACAUUAUAAUAUUCUUCUACCUGAUGGACGAAGAAACGUCCCUGCUGAUCCUGAUACCGACCGGCAUUGGCACGCUGAUUGAGAUGUGGAAGGCGAAGAAAAUCCUCAAGCUCGACAUUAGCCUGCGUCACGGUGUACGGUUCCGUGCGAACGAUGCCGCCGGUAUCGCGGAUGCUUCCAUUCAAACGCAGGAAAACAAUACACUCGAGCUGGACAAGGAGGCGAUGCAGUAUCUAAGCUACGUGCUGUACCCACUGUGCGUUGGUGGAGCCAUUUAUUCACUGCUCUAUCUUCCCCACAAAAGCUGGUACUCGUGGACAAUCAGCUCACUGGCAAACGGGGUGUAUGCGUUCGGGUUUCUGUUUAUGCUGCCGCAGCUGUUUAUCAACUACAAGCUGAAAUCGGUCGCCGCCCUACCGUGGCGUGUGUUCAUGUACAAAGCGUUCAAUACGUUCAUCGACGAUGUGUUUGCCUUCAUCAUUACGAUGCCCACUGCCCACCGGUUCGCUUGCUUCCGGGACGAUAUCGUGUUUCUCGUGUACUUGUACCAACGCUGGUUGUAUCCGGUCGACAAAUCGCGCAUUGACGAGGACGAGCGUGCACUGAUGGGAAAAGAUCAAACCGAUACGACCGAUACGACCAGCGACACUGAGCAGAAGUCAAAGAAGCUCGAUGGGAAGGAAAAUAAGAAAGACAAUUAAAACGUGCUAAUACAGUUAACAGGCAGCACAACUAAACUGUAAGAAGACCUUUUCCAAUUGCAAAAUGCAAUAUGAGGCAAGCAUGCGCUAACGCACACCCACAAAAAAAGAACGUUUUAUUGCAUUUAAGAUUCGAAAAGCAUUAUUGAAAAAGUUAAACAAAUUAUAGUAGUACAACCUGUUAGAAGUACAUCGUUGCGAGUCAUUCAGUUCCAUCCAUUUUUAUUUUUUUAGAAUUAGUAAAUGAAAUACCGUACUUUAUACUUAUUUUUUCACAACAUAUAACGAAAUGCUUUGGCGGAACCGUUUGUAGUGAAUUGUAUCGUACUGCUCUUUGAAUACAGAAUGAAAAUAAAAGCAUACAAAGUCGAAUCAAUCUUA